Messenger RNA from Passer domesticus (house sparrow), 2566 nucleotides. It is a transcript of the gene ALKBH8, whose product is annotated as alkB homolog 8, tRNA methyltransferase. The record is from RefSeq and is a predicted model, not a curated record. Gene Ontology annotation, molecular function: S-adenosylmethionine-dependent methyltransferase activity; tRNA binding; tRNA (5-carboxymethyluridine(34)-5-O)-methyltransferase activity. Lineage: Eukaryota; Metazoa; Chordata; Aves; Passeriformes; Passeridae. The transcript has 13 exons. Bases 400 to 2424 code for a protein of 674 amino acids. Gene Ontology annotation, biological process: tRNA wobble uridine modification; tRNA methylation. Gene Ontology annotation, cellular component: cytoplasm; nucleus.
GCCGCGGGGACAUGCCGGUGCCUGGAUGUGCGGGUGCCUUCAGGCGCGUUCGGCCAGUGCUGGAGCUCUUAAAGCUCACCGGAGGGCCUCCCGAAUUUAUUCUUUCCCCCGGAUGUUUAUGUGAAUACUGUGUCCUUGUACUUUUGUUGUGGCGUGCCUGUGGCACAAAACCACGUGAGUCCCAAAGAUCCCAGCUUAUCCCUGAUCGUGGCGCUCCCUCUGCCGACAGCCGCCGCUCUGCUCUGCCCCGCCGCCAGGAAGAGAAGAUGGAAGGAUUGUUGCCAGGUCGGUGAUGAUAAAAGAAUGGAAUAGGACAGACAGUUGCAGUCGGAUUGUCCAGCUAUACUGUUAGGAUUUUUGGCAAAGAAGAGAAGAUACUCUAAAAUACAGAACACCAGUAUGGAAGCUAAAACCAGUGAAGAUCAUUUGAAAGUCCAGAAAAUGAAGAAGAAGGUAUUGAGGAAGCAGGUCAGAGCUCAGCAUACAUUGAUGAGACAUGAGGGCAUAGAGUGCGUCUCCCAUGCCACACAGAGUCUGGUUAUUGCCAAUGCUGGUCUUGGUAAUGGGAUGAGUAGACAGCAAUUGCUCAGAAUACUAGAAGAAUAUGGAGCAAUGGAAACACUCUUAAUGCCACCAAAUAAACCAUACUCAUUUGUGAAAUACAGAAAAACAGAAGAAGCCAAGAAAGCCUUUAAUGCCCUUAAUGGAAAGGAAGUAACACUGGAAGACUGUGACCAAAACAUUGUUCUAUAUAUUAAUUUUGUGGAAAAAGUUUCCUUGCAAAAUGCUGUUCCUACAAGCUUGCCUCCAGGCUUAAUGGUAAUUGAAAAGAUUAUUUCUCCAGAGGAAGAAAGGAGGAUGUUGGAAAGUAUUGACUGGAAAGGAGAUGAAGAUACUCAGAAUGCCCAGAAGACUUUAAAGCAUAGAAGAGUAAAGCAUUUUGGAUAUGAGUUUCGCUAUGAUAACAAUAAUGUUGAUAAAGACAAGCCAUUACCUGGAGGUCUUCCUGAAAUUUGCAACCCAUUCUUGGAGAAGUGCUUAAAGCAGGGAUAUAUCAAACAUAAACCUGAUCAACUGACUGUAAAUCAGUAUGAACCUGGACAAGGAAUUCCCCCUCAUACUGAUACACAUUCUGCUUUUGAAGAUGAAAUAAUCUCUCUCAGUUUGGGAGCUGAGAUUGUGAUGGAUUUCAAACACCCUGAUGGCCAUACAGUGGCAAUUAUGUUGCCCCGAUGCAGCUUACUGGUGAUGACUGGAGAAUCCAGAUACCUGUGGACACAUGGGAUCACACCCAGAAAAUAUGAUGUUGUUCAAGCAUCAGAACUUGGGCAAAAAGUUAGAACAAUCACUGCUGAUGUUGGAGAUUUAACAUUAAAUCGAAGGGAAACAAGAACAUCAUUUACAUUCAGGAAAGUGAGGAGAAGCCCUUGCAAUUGCAUUUACCCAUCUGUCUGUGACAGCCAGAAAGGACAGCAGAGACCGGUGCAACCUUCAUUUCCCCAGAAUGAGAUGGAAGCCUCAAAGCUGGAACAAGAAUACGUACACAAGGUGUAUGAAGAGAUUGCCACACACUUCAGCAGUACCAGGCACAGCCCAUGGCCCCGAAUUGUAGAGUUUCUCAGGUCCUUGCCUACAGGGUCAAUAGUGGCUGAUAUUGGUUGUGGUAACGGGAAGUACCUCGGCAUCAAUGAGGAUUUGUACAUGGUUGGCUGUGAUCGCAGCAAAAACCUGGUGGAUAUUUGUGGAGAAAAACAUUUCCAGGCGUUUGUCUGUGAUGCCCUGUCAGUGCCAAUCCGCAGCGGUUCUUGUGACGCCUGCAUCUCUAUUGCUGUAAUCCACCACUUCUCAACAGCAGAGCGGAGACUGGCUACUAUCCGGGAACUAGCUCGGCUUCUAAGACCUGGUGGAACAGCACUCAUUUAUGUCUGGGCAAUGGAACAAGAAUACAAAAACCAGAAGUCUAAAUACCUUAAGGAAAAGAAUGGUAGUAAAAACAAAGACAAGGAAACGAAUACUGGCACAGCCCAGAGACCACUUAGUGAGCAAGGGCCUGAUAACAGCAGCCAAGACUCUGCAUGGUCUGACCAACUCCUUAAUGACUUGAAGGAUGAAAGCUGUGAUGCCAAGCCAGUAGCAGACUUCAGACUGCCUGUUCACACUAACAGAACCUCCUUUCACUCUCAAGAUUUGCUGGUUCCCUGGCACCUGAAAGGUGGUACAAAAAAGAAAGAGGAAAAUGUUGAUACAAUGUUGGUUCCAGGUGGCUCCAAAGAAUUACAAGAACUCAGCCCUGUUUUCCACCGCUAUUACCAUGUGUUCUGUGAAGGGGAACUGGAAGCAGUGUGUAGAUCCCUGGAUUGUGUGAGAGUUCAAAAGAGUUACUAUGAUCAGGGAAACUGGUGUGUGAUUCUAGAAAAGUUGUAGACUAUUAUGCUUCCUCUACUAUCUGUAGAGUUUUCUUUGUUUUUUACAGUGGAAGGUAUUUUGUGAAAGGUAUUUUUAAUGCAUGCUGCAGCUAUUAUCUCUUUUAAAAUAGCAGAAUAAAUAUUGUGUAUUAAAUUAAUAA